This is a messenger RNA of Polypterus senegalus (gray bichir), 3399 nucleotides long. RefSeq names its product Schwann cell myelin protein-like. Bases 81 to 1886 code for a protein of 601 amino acids. The transcript has 8 exons. NCBI's taxonomy places the organism in Eukaryota, Metazoa, Chordata, Cladistia, Polypteriformes, Polypteridae. The record is from RefSeq and is a predicted model, not a curated record.
CCUGUUUCACUAUCAGCACACCCGUUAAAAAAUAAGCCACGAAAGACUCGUAAAUAGUAAUAAAGGGCGACGAGCUGUUGAUGCAGCAACAGGAACGGAAAUACCUGGCGUGCGGGCAGGGACUCGGAGGUGGGGGGUCUCCAAAACCUCCACCACUAAACAUCAACGCUGUAGAGGCGCCUCACGCCGUUGUUGCUCCUCCAAAAAUGAACAGAAGGGUCGUCAGGGCGCGCUUCUCGUUCUUUUGUAUCCUGCAAGGUUUGUCGUUCUGCGCCGCCUCAUGGAAUGUGAAGAUUCCGAGGAGCAUGUCGGUGGUCGAGCGCUCCUGUGUGAUCAUCCCGUGUUCGUUUUCGCCUGAAUCCAAAGUGACUUCUAUUCAUUGGUACCAGUUUGCCAAUAUAGGGUACCCCAAAGUGUUCGACAGUAAGGAACCUUGGAGCGUGUUGUCGGAGUUCAAAGAACGCACCAAUUUGGUGGGCAAAGUGGAAGAUGGCAACUGCACUUUGAAGAUUAGCGGUGCUCGAAUGUCGGACAACGGCGUGCGGCUUUACGCUUGGCCCAACCCCGAUCAGUACAGCAGCUAUAAGUUUUAUGACCAAACUGUGCAGCUCCUUGUCUCAGGUCAGGCGCCCGCUCCUCAGAUGUCUAACCCCACUGACCUGGCUGAUGGUCAGCUGGCGACUGUCCAGUGUGAAGCUGUCCAUUCCUGCCCCGAUUCCCCGCCAGCACUCACCUGGAACUGGAAUGACGGGGUCGUGACUGUUGACCACUUUGUUAAUGAUGUGGUCGGCAACUGGAAAUUGAAAUCGGUUUUCUCCUGGACAGCUUCACGCAUCGAUGAUGGAAAGAAACUCUCGUGUACGGUCCGACACGAAGGAGGCAGGAUGGCGGUGAGCUCAGUGACUCUGAAAAUAAACUCUGGACCAAAGGAUGUGAAAGUCACCACAAAAGCCACGUCCAUUAAGGAGGGCAGCACGGUGGAGCUCAAGUGUCAGAGUGACGGGAGUCCAAAGCCCAUUCAGUUCCAGUGGUAUGAAGCUCAGCCGCACUCUGUGGUCGAAUUGAGUGAGACGUCUGAGGUCCUGACUGUCUCGGGUGUCCGGCGGGAUGCCAUCUACAGCUGUAGGGCGCACAACAUGAUGGGCAGCAAGGAAUCCGAGCCCCUGGCACUGCAAGUGGAAUAUAUGCCGGACAUCGGCCUCGAAUCCAUUUGCCAGCUGAAAGUGGAUGAGGUCAACUGCCUUUGUGUGGCGAGCUCAAGACCGCCAGCUUCAAUCAGAUGGGCUGUGAACGGGUCGUCGGACACAAGAGCGUUUAACAUCUCUAAGACCAUAAAGGACCACCUCGUGACUUCAAUCCUGACUGCCAAGGCUGAGACCCCGUUUGUGGUUUCCUGUUACGCUUCAAACAAGCAUGGAGAGCGAGAGCUCCAACUGCCAAUGGCAUCAGGUCACUCAAGCAGCCCUGCCGUUGCCAUCGUGGUGCCCUUCCUCUUGGUGGCGGUGAUCAUUGUGAUCGGAGUCCUGGUGUACAAGAAGUGGCCACUCUGGAGGAGACAUCAAAAUGUCUUCAAUGAGAAGCAUUUGGAGAGUAAAGAGUUCACUAAAGAUGUCAAGCCCAAGGUGAACGGCUUGUAUCUACCGGUGACCACCAAACCAAAACAAGCGACCGCCACAACUGCGCCUGCCUCACGUCUUCAGAGCAAGCCCAUCAACCUCCAAGUCGACAUGCAUCACAGUGACGAUGAUGACGACGACGACGACAACGACACAAUAUAUGCAAACGACUUGUUUGCCACAACAGGCCAGAUACAUGAUGGGGGUGACUUCUACGAAAAUGUGACAGCCAGGCUCAACUUCCAUGCCCUUCACACAGGGAAAGCAUAAAUGUAAUAUCAAGAUGGAAGAUGUCAUUAGAAUAUUUUUUCUUUGCCAAAAAACAGCAUGAAAAAUAAGAAUUCCUAUUUGCUUUCUGAAGCUUUUUGGGUUUGCCUUUGAUACGUUCCAGUGCGGUGGCACAGUGGGUGGCACGGCAGACCUCACAGAGUUUUGAUUUCUUCUUUCCAUGUGGAGUUUGCGUGUUCCCUCUGCGUCUGUGUGUUUUUUUAGCUCCACACAACCUGAAGAUGUGCUUUUAGGUUGACUGCCCUGAAGUGAAUGAGGGCACACGUGUGAGUGAAUGAUGGACUGGCAUGCCACUUAUGGCUGAUUUGCUUCUUGUACCAAGUGCUACGUGGAAAGGCUCUGUCUUCUUAUAGCCCUGCAGGAGAAAACAGCAGUUUCAUAAAAUGGACAACUGGAUGGAAGAACUGGCUGCUGGAUUUCGUCAGGUUGUUGUUCACCAAAACACAAAGGUAAUGCAUAAGCUUUCACGUUCUUGUCCAGGUGGCAGUGCCACGAGAUGGCAAAGGAGAGCAGAUGUGUCUCCAAUGGGUUAAAUAAUGAGACACAGAGUGAGCAGGAGAUCAACACUCUUCAAGCUGUACACUUUAGAGUCGACGAGCUUGACACGCCUGGAUUUGGAGGAAUUUUCUUGUCGGGUUGGAUGGAGACCACAAGUGGACAGCUGUUUUCUGAUCUCUUCAAGAAAGUUGAAAUAGUGGCAGGUCUGGGCUCUGGCAGGGCCACUCAAGGACAUUCCCAGGGUUGUCCCCAAGUCACUGCUGUGUUGCCUUUUCUUUGUCUUCCGCCCAGUCUGAGGUCCACAGCGCUCUGAGCAGGUCUUCAUUAAGGACCUCUCUACACUUUGUUCUGUUUAUCCUUCCUUUUGUCCGCUGGGACCUGAUGAUGCCACCACCACCACGCUUCACCUGUGGAAUGUGCAGAUGAUGAGCAGUGCCAGGUUUCCGCAGACGUGAUGCUUAGCAUUGAGGCCAAAGAGUUUAACGUUUGUUUCUUCAGACCUGAGAAUCUCGUUUCUCACAAUCCCAGAGCCCCUUAGGUGCCCCCAUGUGGGCUUCCAUGUGUCUUCUAUUCAGGAGAGGCCUCCGGCCACACUGUCAUGAAGCCCAGAUGGGUAGUGGGUUGAAGUAAUGGUUGUCUUUCUGGAAGUUUCUCCGGAUAUGGAGCUCAGCCACAGUGACCAUCAGGUUCAGGGGUCACCUGUCUUACCCUGAUUGUUUAGAUUGUUCCAGUGUCUGGCUGUUCCAGACUUCCACCACUUAAGAAUUAUGGAGGCCACUGUGCUCGGGGGACAGAGAUACGAUCCUGCCUCUAAGUUCUGCUGGCAAUUCUUUCAACUUCAUGGCUGUGGACCUUCCUUAGACCCCUCAUCAGGUCCAGUCCAUCGACUUGGUGGACUCCAAACAUCGCCAUGAUGGUGAACAGAAUGAGAUACGCCUGAGCUGAAGCGAAAAGGGCCGGAACACUUGUGACGAUGUGAUGACUUUGCAGUUUUUUA